Molecule: messenger RNA, 1597 nt
Organism: Onychomys torridus (southern grasshopper mouse)
Lineage: Eukaryota; Metazoa; Chordata; Mammalia; Rodentia; Cricetidae
Gene: Gabrb1
Product: gamma-aminobutyric acid type A receptor subunit beta1
Exons: 6
Coding region: 14-1183 (389 amino acids)
Biological process (GO): regulation of membrane potential; nervous system process; chemical synaptic transmission
Cellular component (GO): neuron projection; synapse; GABA-A receptor complex
Molecular function (GO): neurotransmitter receptor activity; GABA-A receptor activity; extracellular ligand-gated monoatomic ion channel activity
Source: RefSeq, a predicted model, not a curated record
UUAUACACUCACCAUGUAUUUCCAGCAGUCUUGGAAAGACAAGAGGCUUUCAUAUUCUGGAAUCCCAUUAAAUCUGACCCUCGACAACAGAGUAGCUGACCAACUCUGGGUACCAGACACCUACUUUCUCAAUGACAAGAAAUCAUUUGUACAUGGGGUCACAGUGAAAAACCGAAUGAUAAGGCUGCAUCCUGAUGGAACUGUCCUCUACGGACUACGGAUCACAACCACUGCAGCAUGCAUGAUGGAUCUUCGAAGAUAUCCUCUGGAUGAACAAAACUGCACUCUGGAGAUUGAAAGCUAUGGCUACACCACCGAUGACAUCGAGUUUUACUGGAAUGGAGGAGAGGGAGCAGUAACCGGGGUCAAUAAAAUCGAGCUUCCUCAGUUUUCAAUUGUUGACUACAAGAUGGUGUCCAAGAAGGUGGAGUUCACAACAGGGGCAUAUCCACGGCUAUCACUAAGUUUUCGUCUGAAGAGAAACAUCGGUUACUUCAUUUUGCAGACCUACAUGCCUUCCACACUGAUUACAAUCCUGUCCUGGGUGUCAUUUUGGAUCAACUAUGAUGCAUCUGCAGCCAGAGUCGCACUAGGAAUUACCACGGUGCUGACAAUGACAACCAUCAGCACUCACCUCAGGGAGACACUGCCAAAGAUUCCUUACGUCAAAGCGAUUGAUAUCUACCUGAUGGGCUGCUUUGUGUUUGUGUUCCUGGCUCUGCUGGAAUAUGCUUUUGUAAAUUACAUUUUCUUUGGAAAAGGCCCUCAGAAGAAGGGAGCAAGCAAACAAGACCAGAGUACCAGUGAAAAGAAUAAACUGGAGAUGAACAAAGUCCAGGUCGACGCCCACGGCAAUAUUCUCCUCAGCACCCUGGAAAUCAGGAAUGAGACCAGCGGCUCCGAGGUGCUCACGGGUGUGAGUGACCCCAAGGCCACCAUGUACUCGUACGACAGUGCCAGCAUCCAGUACCGCAAGCCGCUGAGCAGCCGCGAGGGCUUCGGGCGCGGGCUGGACAGGCACGGGGUGCCCGGCAAGGGGCGCAUCCGCAGGCGUGCCUCGCAACUCAAAGUGAAGAUCCCUGACUUAACUGACGUGAACUCCAUAGACAAGUGGUCCCGAAUGUUUUUCCCCAUCACCUUUUCCCUUUUUAAUGUCGUUUACUGGCUUUACUAUGUACACUAAGGUCAGUCUCGUGGUUUCGUUUAGACUCUCUUCCUUGGCUUGUUUUCUAACCCCACAGGUUCCCAACAGCAAUCACUGCUGUGGUUUUUGAGGUAAGAGAUUCAGCCAUCCAAUUGGUUUUCGUGUCAGUUUUUAUUAUCACACCAGGUUUACUUCAACAACAACAACGAAAAGGUAUUUUUUCCUGUCUACUGUGGUCCAGGUUAUUAGCUCUGUAAGAGUCCCAUCAAUUGCUUUGUUUACAAACACAAGAGAGAGAGGUAGAUGGGUGGUAGCUAUUGUUGGCAGUCUUUCCUAGUUGCCCUGGAUCUUACCGAAUGAAAUGAAAAUGUACAAUGGACCUUGCUGUCCACCUGCACUGUGUUCUGAGUAAACUGUAAUCAUCUCAUUCUGCCAAAAAAAAAAAAAAAAAAA